Messenger RNA from Penicillium waksmanii, 2601 nucleotides. RefSeq lists its product as uncharacterized. The record is from RefSeq and is a predicted model, not a curated record. Gene Ontology annotation, molecular function: protein binding. Bases 1 to 2601 code for a protein of 866 amino acids. Lineage: Eukaryota; Fungi; Ascomycota; Eurotiomycetes; Eurotiales; Aspergillaceae. The transcript has 3 exons.
AUGUUGGAUUGGCGCGACCUGGUCGUCGUGUUUCUCUCCCCGUGCUUUUCCAAGCGGGGUAAGCACCGUUUUUAUAUUGUACUUGACGGAAUGGACGUGCUACAGCCAGGGGGGGUACAGGAUUUUGUGUCAUUUGUACAGAUGGUGAGGCGGCCUGAACUAAGGAUCUCUAUUUGUGUCACAUCGCGGCCAUACGCGUUGCCGCCUAUUCUCGGUUCGGCUGCACACAUGAAGUUGGAUGUAACCGAAGAGAAGAAGCUCCAGGACUUAAAGAUGUUUAUCUGGAAUAGACUUGAAUCUCUCGACGAAUUGCGCAAGUUCGGAAGAUAUGUCAAGCAGCGCAUUGUCGAUAACUUGGAGGAGAUAUCGCCGACUGCAGAUAUGUUGCACGCUGACUACAUGCCGACGAGAAUAAAUAGCCUUCGCCGCGAAGGCCCCGUUCUCAGAAAUCUUGAAAGACCAACGACACCGACUCUGUAUGACCUCUUUGACAAUUUACUUUCGGCUUGCCUCAAACGUUUCUCCUCAUCACGGCAGGAGAUCACCACCCUGCUUUUGCACCUUGUUGCGCAUUCGUUUCGGCCGCUUUCGCUUAAUGAAGUCACAUCACUUCUGUACAAACUGAGCAACGGAGAAAUCGUAGAUACUAGAGAGCUAUCAGAAGUUUUCACUUAUUUUCUCCAAGUUGGCGACUCUAGUACGGAUGCCGAAGAGAGGGCGAGAAUUGAAGCGAUGGGCGGAGCUUUAACUAAGGCCGAGGAGCUUGAAAGCGGCCAUCCCAUAGGUACUAAGCUGAUACAAGAUGAUGGUAAACUCCCUGUCAGUUUCCGUGAGCGCUCGGUGCAAUCAUUCAUCUGCGGCUCAUCUGGAAAAUGGGGCCAGGCGCAUUGGGAAGCAUCGGAGGCUCAUCGACGAAUAUUCCUCAUCAUGGCGCAGCUUCUACAGCCCCUCGACGGGGGUCAUAUAGAGGGAAAUCACCUCCCAAUCCGGAUCUACGCAUCACAGCAUGUGUUAGAACACUGGCAAAAUAUCAAACUCAAGCGGCAUUCUAACGAACACCUGCUGGAGGUGAUGAACAUACUCUGGGAGCUCCUACAGAGUUCUGCGUUCGCUGAUAUGAUCGAGUAUACCGAGACGGACUAUUCACUUGCCUUCUUUUCCGGGUCCCAAUCUAUCGUCAUGUGGACGAAGGAUAUACCACUGAAUGAUAGCUGGCAUACACCUAAGGAUGCUCGGGAAUGGUGGGGACGUUCGUCAUGGGACCCCAGCGAGGCUCUUCUCCCAUUGACUAAGGCCCACCUUCAAGACCUUUAUCAAUCGAAAAGAAAUAGUGGUGCGCUAAAGGCCUUCAACGCAUUAAGGAAUUCGCUGAACCAUAGCGGACGUCAUGGCUUGCUCUCUGCAAAUGCAGAAGAGAAUUUUCCUUUCGCUCAAGUUGGAGAUGAGAAGAGCCCUCCAACCCCAAUAGCUGAAAUAUUAGGUGUUCCAAAUCUCUUUACGAACGUAAAAAUGGGUGCCCAGUCGUAUCGCGUGGUGGCGGAGCUGAUACUGCACUUCAAACAACGAGGCCCUGCGGAGAAUAUGUGUGGCGAGGCGAUACAAAUAUUGUCAUCACUGGAAUCUCUUGACGAGAAUCAACGCCUUGAAAAAUUCAAGGCGCUAGUCCUCAUGGUACAGAUUCUCUCCAAACAAGACCGCGUUCAAGAGGCAUACCAUUACGUCUUGUCAUACAGUGAGGCUCUUAACGCGGCCUAUAUCAGUCCAUCCCUCAAGCGGGCCGCCUACGUCUCCAAGGCGCGCAUAGAAGCCAAGAGGGGAGACAUUUUCGCAGCAGCAAAAUCAUUUUCCACUGCCAAGGAUGCCAACCCAUUGGAGCUGAUGACUGGCGAUGUGCUUGGCGAGCAACUUGAUCUUUACCCAGAUCGACGUCAUCGCAAGUCAUAUAUGGCUGCAUUGAAAUCAUGGACAAAAUUGGAGCAGCUCUUGUGGAUGGCGUGGAAUUACCAUGAAGAAGGAACGGCCCGACACGACCUUUUAUUGAAUAUUGCGCCUUCGACUGGAGAGACUGUUUUUGUCACAGAAAUGUAUGAGAGUGCCAUCGAGUAUCUGGACAACGUCAAUGCCGGCGCUCCCUUCCGCAUCAAACUUGCCAAAUUCUACAUUCGAGUGUCUCAAGAUUACGACAAGGCGAGAUAUGUACUAGACCAGGUUUUUGACAGUAGGUAUACGGGCCACCUGUACACGGUCACAAAUUACAAGCCUGACUGGGCAUUUGGCUUCGCGAUGACGCUGCAGUCGGAAGUUCUGUUUGGGCUUUUCAGGACCUCCUCCGACCCUGAUGAUAAAGAAAAACUUGUUGAAGCUUUGAAAAGCCUCACAACGAGCCCACUGGCCAUGGACGUACCUCGCACGCUCAAUUCAUGUACUAUACGAUAUCGCUUGACUCUGGCUAGGAUGCAUCUCAAGAUGGGGCCCGCUGUGGCUUUCCAGACCAUUCUUGAGGAGCAAAUCAACGCUUGUAUUGAGGGAUUGACCGAUGAAUUUGCGUGGAACGAUAGGAGCAAUCUACUCCUUCUAUCAGAAGCACUUUUUCUCCUAUAA